Molecule: messenger RNA, 506 nt
Organism: Calliphora vicina (urban bluebottle blowfly)
Lineage: Eukaryota; Metazoa; Arthropoda; Insecta; Diptera; Calliphoridae
Exons: 2
Coding region: 49-474 (141 amino acids)
Source: RefSeq, a predicted model, not a curated record
GAAAAGUUCGAAUUGAAAAAUGAUGAUAUUAUUAAACUAAAUCUAGUUAUGAGACUACAAACAGAUGUUCCCCUAAAAAUACGCAAUUUACAAAUCAUUAUCACCGAUGGCUCCAACAACUACAAACUGCAAGCCUCGCAAUAUAGUAAACUUAACGAUCUGUUGGCGUUGAGGGAACACUUCAAUGAUGACUCGAAUGCCUCACAGAUACCACUGCAACAAUUUGAGCAGAAUUUCAAAUUGGAACCCACAUUCUACUAUCGGUUUCUUUUCACCACCGAGGCCCAACAAUUCUUAGAAAAUACUCAAUUACGUGUGGUGCGCAUAGAGGCAUUAAUUGGCACCGAGAAACUUUCGGUGCUGCUGUGUAAAAGUUCACCCUUUAUGAAUAAGGCCUUUCGUUAUCACAGUCGUGUUCGUGAUUUAGAUGACAAUAUCAUAAUUAAUCCAAUUUGUUAUAUUACUCCCACGUAGGUCAUCAUUAUUAAAUCAUCAUUUGAGAAAUU